CAAUGGGAGAAGGAGCGUCCCAGAACGCGAGCCAUGCACCUUUUGCUGGUAACUCCAACGUUCACCACUGCAUGAGUGCCAUGUGACAACUUCUUUCAAAGAUGCACUGCUGCAGUGUGAUGCCAGUCGGCCGCCUCGCGAUCGUUUAUCAAACACCAAACAAAUAUUGACACGGCUGACUCAUCCUUCAAUACUUUUGCCCUUGCGCUGCAACUUCUGACUGCACUUCAUCAACAUGACAACUCCAACGAACACAGACGUCUUUGAAGAUGUCUUGAAUCUAGAAGACCGGUACUGUCAGGAAGGCUACGAUCUCGGCGUCGCAGAUGGCGCCAAAUCCGGACGAAUCGAAGGCCGUACUUUCGGCCUCGAGAAAGGUUUCGAAAAGUUCCUCGAGAUGGGCAAGCUGAAUGGGAGAGCCGCUGUCUGGGAAGCGAGAUUAUCGUCUUCAAGGAAACCAGACGAUACUUCGGCGUCUUCGAAAAAUUCGGUCAUGCCGCCACUCAACGGUAACGAGCGAUUGCGAAAGCAUGUCGAGAGACUUGCGGCGCUCAGUGAUCCGAAUGGCUUGAGCACGAAGAAUGAUGAGAAUGAUGUUAGCGAGUUCGACGAUCGCCUGAAGGACGCAAAGGCGAAGGCAACUCUGAUUGCCCGUAUUGUGGGUGAAGAUGAUGCUGUCCCAAGGGACACAGAGGAGGUUCAAGGCAGUACUUCGAGAGGGAAAGCACUAAGAGUUAGGCGAAAUGUGAAUGAGGAUGGUGUUGCCGGGAGGAGGACAGGAGAGAUGGAGGAUUUCAUGGGGCUACCCAGCAGAACGUGAGAGAAUCGGGAUCGCUGGCAGGCCUUUCGUGAACGCCGACUUGACGAUGAAUUCUCCAGGCACAACUAGUGCUAUCAAGUUCGCAAGAAAUCGUUUUGGCAAGAGGUCUUCUCCCUUGACUGUUACGAGGCAUGGGUGACAGAACUCUUCGCCUUCACAGAAUCACGACAGUAAACGCUUUGCAGAAAAACGAGUGGCCAUAAACCCCCAAGGCUAAGCCUUCUAGCAUCAAUCUGUCAAACUACAAUACAAAAUCGAAGACGCAGUUCACGAAAAC
Molecule: messenger RNA, 1097 nt
Organism: Cercospora beticola
Lineage: Eukaryota; Fungi; Ascomycota; Dothideomycetes; Mycosphaerellales; Mycosphaerellaceae
Gene: LTO1
Product: ribosome biosynthesis protein LTO1
Source: RefSeq, a predicted model, not a curated record